AUGUUUGGUUUCUGUGGUUACGGUAUUUACGGUGAUGUCGGUAGAGUCAGUGGUAUCAGUGGUGACGGUGUUGGCGUGAAUAAAAGUGGCGUUUGGGUGAUGGUGGUGCCUUUCGGUGAUAACGGUGGUUUAGAUGGUUGCGGUGGUAGCGAUGAUGGCUGUGAUUGCGGUUGUAGUAGUUGUGGCGUUGAUGGCUGUGAUGGCGGUGGAGGCGGUGAUGUUGUGGAAGCGAUGAUAGCUGUGUUGGCGGUGUUGGCGAUGUUUUUGGUGGUUUCGGUGGUUGUAGUGGGUGGUGGUGGUGUUGGCGGUGGGGGUGGUGGCUGUGAUGGCAGUAGUAGCUGCGUUGGCGGUGGUGGCGUUUGA
Molecule: messenger RNA, 363 nt
Organism: Dreissena polymorpha
Lineage: Eukaryota; Metazoa; Mollusca; Bivalvia; Myida; Dreissenidae
Product: loricrin-like
Exons: 3
Coding region: 1-363 (120 amino acids)
Source: RefSeq, a predicted model, not a curated record